Sorex araneus (European shrew) is the source of this 7888-nucleotide messenger RNA. It is a transcript of the gene RAD52, whose product is annotated as RAD52 homolog, DNA repair protein. Bases 225 to 1442 code for a protein of 405 amino acids. The transcript has 13 exons. NCBI's taxonomy places the organism in Eukaryota, Metazoa, Chordata, Mammalia, Eulipotyphla, Soricidae. Gene Ontology annotation, cellular component: nucleus. Gene Ontology annotation, biological process: mitotic recombination; double-strand break repair via single-strand annealing; DNA recombinase assembly. The record is from RefSeq and is a predicted model, not a curated record.
GCGGCGUUCUGCUUGCAGCCUGCGUGCGCCCCGCGCUGCCCCAGGCGUAGGUCAGCCAGAAUCAGCAUGUCUGGGGCUGAGGAAGCAGUUCUUAGCGGCCACGACAGCCAUCCUUCUGCGGGCAGUUCUGUAUUAUGCUUUGGACAGGUAACUAGUCCCUCACCUCCUGCACCUGCAAAGAAUGAGGUUGGUGGAGAAGGUUUGAAGAGGCAGCCUGAGGCAUCAUGAGACCGGAAAAGGGCAAGGGGAACUACCUAGAGGACAGAACUCGAGACAAGCAUCAGGGCUGGAGAGCUAGGACAGCAAGUAAGUACCAGUACACGGCGGAAGAGUACCAGGCCAUCCAGAGCGCGCUGCGGCAGAGGCUGGGCCCCGAGUACAUAAGCAGCCGCAUGGCUGGUGGCGGCCAGAAGGUCUGUUACAUUGAGGGGCACAGGGUAAUUAACCUGGCUAAUGAAAUGUUUGGUUAUAAUGGCUGGGCCCACUCUGUCACCCAGCAGAAUGUGGAUUUUGUUGACCUUAACAAUGGCAAGUUCUACGUGGGAGUCUGUGCAUUUGUGAGAGUCCAGUUGAAGGAUGGUUCCUAUCAUGAAGAUGUGGGCUAUGGUGUCAGCGAGGGGCUCAAGUCGAAAGCUCUGGCCUUGGAGAAGGCCAGGAAAGAGGCUGUGACAGAUGGGCUAAAGCGAGCACUGAGGAGUUUUGGGAAUGCACUUGGAAAUUGUAUUCUGGACAAAGACUAUCUGAGGGCACUAAAUAAGCUUCCACGCCAGUUGCCUCUCGAGGUAGAUUUAACGAAAGCCAAGAGACAAGACUUUGAACCAUCGGUGGAAAAAGCGAGAUACAGCAGCUGCAGGCGGAACACGGCUCUGGCUCUGGAACUCGCAAAACCACAGUGCGUGAUCUCCCCUGACAGACCGAGUCACUCAGACGGUCUCACUGUGGUGCAGGAGGAUAAGGACAGCAGCUCCAGAUGCGCUGCUGUUGAGAGCAAAGCCACCUACCAGCGGAAGCUCCGGCAAAAACAGUUGCAGCAGCAGUUCCGGGAGCAAAUGGAGAAGCAGCAGCAAGUGCAACCAUCUGCUCCAUCAGUUGAAAAGAAAGAAUCAUUGCCUGCAUGUCCAGUGCAACACAGCACUCCUGUAAUUGCUGCUUCAGAACCACCCACAGGAAAAGACUUGGAAGACACUCUUGAAAUGUGGGAUAUGACUCCAAACACGUGGGACAGUGUUGCCAAGACUUUAUCUAGUCCAGAACCAUCUGAGACUCCUGCUAUACCAAAAGUGAAGAAUGAGGUGGUGGCCCACAAUAGCAUUAGCCACCAGAAUCCACAAGCAAAAUCUGAACCCUGGUACCCACCAAAUCACAACCAACCUGUAACAGGAAACUAUGAUUCCUAUAAGAAAAACCAGGAUAUGAAAAGAAGGAAAUUGGAUCCAUCGUAAUCAAGCUCAGGCUACACCACCAGACUGUCACAAAAGGGCUUUACAAAUUUGUUCAUCGUUCCUAGGGAAUGAACUCUAUUUCCAAGGUUUUAUCAUGCUUAUUCUGAACUUUGAGGAUUGGACUACUGGGGUCGAUUACAGAUAGAGCUGUACAGUUGAAAAACCUGGGACUUCAAGUCACAUAGUGGGGAAAUUCUGAGGAAGAUUAAUACACUUAACUCUUGAGGCUCUUCACUAAUUAUCUCUGCAUCAUUAUGUUAAAUAAAGAUCAAAAUUUUAGGAAUCAUCAUUGGUUACAAACCCUUACACACUGUCAUGCUACUAAGUAUCAACUUCAGUAGUGACUCAAAAUAAAAUUGUCACCACUGCCAUCUCUUUUACUUUAGAGCUCCAUGUUUGUUUUUGUUUUGGGGACAUACCCAGUGGCACUCAGGCGUACUCCUGGCUCUGCUGAGGGAUCACUCUUGGUGGGAGGUGGGGGACCAUUUGGGAUGCCUUACCUGCUGUACUGUCUCUGUAAUCCAAGUGCUCCAUACUUUAACAUUAACCCCAUGGGUUAAUAGGCAUAACUCAUUUAUGUAUCUCAUCGCUGCAGAUGUAAGCUUGUAGGAUAACAUUGGUUUGUCCUUUCUGCCUUGCUACAGGGAGCUUAGGUUUAUUGGAUUACUUCUAUCACAGUGCUCUUGAGGCAUUUUCAUUCCUCUGUGACUAUCUGUAACCUCUUUCUUUGUGCUCUGUUUCCCCAACCAGUCAAUCACCUUUAUCUCCUAGUCAGACUGUUAACUUGUAAAUAUUUUGUUUCUUCUUCUUAGGUCCUUUGCAUAUUUAAAUAAGAGCAGUGUCCUUUUUGUAUAGACACAGGAAGACAGUUAAUGCUAUAUGCUUUUGUAACUUGGAGUUAAUUGACUACGAAUAAUAUUCAUCUUCUUGACUUAAGCCUCAGUUGCCCUUACUUCCUAGAACCCCCAAAGCAGGGUCCCGACGAUGGACUAGAUGGACCUAGGGCAAGCUGUGAGCUACCCUGGCAUCGAAAUGGGCCAGGCCAAGUGGACAAUGUCUGCCAUUAUCCAAAAAGCAACAGCUUGAUUAGGACCCUGCUAGGGUUAGGAAAGACUUAAUCUGGCCUGAGCACUGUAGUCUGGGAUCUGUAGCGGGAUGUCCCCAGGAGAGCCACCCUACAAGCUCAGUGUAUCUCUUACUGCCAUGUAAUCUCAUCAAUGGCCAAGACCCAGGGGCUAUAAAUUAAAACGGGAAGAGAAUGCCACAGAAUGUCCUGAGCUGUCUUCACUGGGGCACCUCAGAGGGGGGUGUGUUGAGUCUCUCUCCCUGCCCCAAGCAGAGCCCCGGCGGCCGAAAACCUCCAGAACCCAACCAACGCCAUGUGCAAGGCCACUCUACAUGCUCAGACUAGCCUCACACAAGAGGGGACGAGCCUCACCCAAGAUAGGAUGAAUCUUACCAGAGAGCAGACUGGCAGGAAAACCCAGGUAUGAUAUCUCCAAGCCCGCUUGGAGAUCUCCUCCCAGGUCCACAGUUUUCCAGAAGCUUGGCAGUCACACCCACAAACUGCCCCCAGCACCAUGUAAUCUCAUCAAUGGCCAAGACCCAGAGACUAAACUAACACUUCCAGAAGAGAGCAACACAGAAUUUCCUGGACAUUAUAUUCUAUUAAUAACAAGCAAUACGAAACAAAUCGUCUAACAUUGCCUUUCCGAUAGGUUUGAGUGGUGGUGGGCCUGGUGUCAAAAUACCGAAUGUAACCAAAGUAGAGAGAGAGAGGGAAAGUGUCUGCCACAAGGCAAGGGAAGGGUUGGAACGGGGGUGGGGGCUAAUACUGGGGGUUUUGGUGGUGAAAAUGUGUACUGGUGAAGGGAUAGGUGUUUGAUGAUUGUAUGACCGAAGCACAAACAUGGAAGCUUUGUAACUAUCUCAUGGUGAAUCAAAAAAAGAAAAAUGGGGGGAAUAAUAAAAUUUAAUAUUCAGAAUAGAAUAAAAAAAAGUAAUAUGGAGUUCAUGCCCAAUCCAAUCAGCUUUAUCAAUGGCUGAAUAAGUAGUGGUACUCCUACAUUAUAUAUUUAUAUAAAAUGUAGAUUUAAGAUGAAUGUUUAAAUGGUUAUUGUACUAAGGGAAAGAGAAAAACCCCUCGGUGGUAUUUCGCCCUUGAGCAGAUCUCCUGGCUGCAGGUGAUCAGGAAGGGCUUUCAUAUAUGGGACUUGGGUGUGGUUGCUACUGCCAAGGUUUUGGAGGGUGUGAGAGACGAGGGACCAGGACAUCAGUCGGAGCGCAGAGAGACUAGGAAGGGGGACAGGAGGAGACGGGAAUGAGGAGCUUAGUGAGACUGGAACAGGCGCGUGGGAAGAAUGAAAUAAACGGCAACUGAUCACCAAUCAGCCUGGCCCUCAUUUCCUCCUUCGUCCGCCCUUCGCAUCAGCGGUAACUGGUGGGGAAGCACUGCAAGACCACCAAAUGCAGGUGGUGAGAGAGCAGUGGGCUUCUGAUUCGUUUUAUGAAUACACAAAGCUGAAGGUUUGUGGUACCUCUGCAUCAAGCAAAUAAGUCUAUCAGCAUAAUUUCCCAACAACGUGCUAAUUUUGUCCUGUUUUGGCAAUAUUUCAGUUUUUUCAUUACCUGUUAAUAGUUGUAUCUGUGGCCAGUGAUCUAUCAUGUUACUAUUAUACUUUUUCUUGGGAGCCACAAAAUGCACCCAUAUAAUAUGGGGAGCUUGAUAAAAUGUAUUCUAACCGCUUUGCUAUUACCUCCCUAUUUGCUAUUACCUCUUUGAACAUUCUGAUACUAAGACUCACCAAUAUUGAAAUGUGAAAUGAAGCCAAUACUACACAUGAUUAAAUGUAGUGAGGAAAGAGUGCUGAAAGCCAAAACAGGCCAAAAGUGAGGCCUCCUGGGUCAGUUAGCAAAGUUGUGAAGUAAGAACAAGUUCAAAGGAAUGAAAAGUGCUGUGCAUGUGAAUAAAAAAGUGAAACAGCCCUGGGGAUAGCAUAAGGACGUUAACAUACUUAUCCUGUACAGGACCACCCAACUUGUUGCAUUCCUGGUGCUACUAUAUGGUAACUGUAUCUCAUACGGUAGCCCUGGCAGCACCAGGAAUCACUGAACAGAGCCAGAGUCCUGAGGACCAACAGGUGUGGUAAAAAAGAAAAAGGAAGCAACAACAACAACAAUUAGCCAAGUGGCUUGUGGCAUUUAAAGGUAGAAAACAGUUACGCAAAAGUGCAAGGUGAAACAACUUUGAUGUCAGCUCUGCAACAGAUUCUCUGAAGAUACAUCAUUGAAGAUUGUCAUUACUCUCAUUGAAGGCAGCUUAGCUAAACCACCGAUUUUUCAAUGUAGAUGAAACAGUCUUCCACUAUAAAAAGCCAUGUAGGAAAUAACAGCUAGAAAGAAGUCAAUGCCUGGCCUUAGUUUUUCAAAGGUCAAGCUGACUCUCCUGUUAGGAACUAAUGCAGCUGACUUCCUUAAAGUUGAAGCUAGUGUUCAUGUACCAUUUUGAAAUCCUAAGGCCCUCAAGAUCUGUGGAAGAUCUACUUUGCCUGAGCUCUAUAAAUGGUAACAGUAUAUUUACAGUAUGGUUUACUGAUUGUCAGCUUACUGUUGAGACCUACUGAUCAGAAAAGAAAGAUCCCUUUCAAAAUAUCACUGCACUGGCUUAUAAAUGUACCUGGUCAGAGCUCUGAUGGAUAUACAGUGAGACUGAUGUGUUUCCUUGUCUAUGGCAGUACAGUUUGUGAGUCAAGGGGUAAUGUUGACUUUUGUGGCUAAGAUAUUUUGUAAGACUAUCGUUGCCAUAGAUGAUUCCUGUGAUGCACGUCAAUAAAGUAAAUCAGAAACCUUUUGGAAAGAAUUUACCAGUGGUUCUAAAUGCCAUUAAGAACAUCCAUGAUGCAUCACAUAAGUUGGUAAAGUAAUAGUAGGGUUUAAGAAGAUUUGACUUAAAAAAACUGUUGGGGGGUGGCAAUGCUCAGGGGUUACUUCUGGCUUUGCAUUCAGAAAUUACAGUGCUUGGGAUCCAUAUGGGAUGAUGGGGAUGAAACCUGGCCAGCCAUACGCAAGGCAAGCAUCCUAUCUGCUAUAUUCUUUUUGGCCCCUUGUUUAAUUGUGCUAUAGAGAAAUCUUUCAAGAAAGGAUGCCUCAGAUGAUAUGGCAAACUUCACUGUCUUAUUUUAAGAAAUGGCCCACAGUCAGCAACCUGAUUAGUCAUAGAACGAGACUUCAUUAGUGAAGUAUGACCCACUGAAGGCUUAGACAGUGAUUAAGAUUUGAUAGCAAUAAGGCAAUUCCAUUUUAUUAUUAUUUUUUUUGUGUGUGUGGGGGGUCACACAGUACUUAAGAGUACACCUUGCUCGGUGCUUAGGAAUUACUCCUGGCAGUGCCAAGAGACCACAUGCCAGGGAUUUGAACUAGGGGCUGUCAGAGUCAAGUGCCUACAUUUGUAGGCUUCAGUCUCAGCAAUAAGGCACUUUAAAUUAAGGUAUGCACUGGGCCAAAUGUAGGGUGAAUUGCUUUAUUAUAGUUGCCUAGAACCAAACUUAUAGUAUCUCAGGUGUAACUAUGCUGUUAUACUAUGAACAAAGACUACAAGGGGUGUAUUAUUGUGUUACAUAAUUCAGGCUACAGUCUUCAUCUUUGGUAACUUAAUAAGACUUCUGGAUCAUUAUGUAUAUUUUCCUAAUCAAAUGAUCUAUGAGUGGAGACAUUAUUUGGAAGAAGCAAAAUACUUUGUAAUAUAAUAAUGUAAAUAGCUGUCCCUAGUUUUCUACUUGAAAUGUGAGAUAUGACCCACCUUAACAUGAAACUUUUUUUUUAGUGCUUAGAAUGUUUCAUAAGAAAAUGGGAGGAAUCAACCUCCCCAACUUCCAACUCUACUACAAAGCGGUAGGAAUUAAAACAGCAUGGUACUGGAACAAAGGCAGAGCUGCAGAUCAAUGGAACAGGGUUGAAUACUCUGACACCCCCUCCCAAAUAUACGAUCAUCUAAUCUUUGAUAAGGGAGCAAGAAAUGUGAAGUGGUGCAAGGAAAGCAUGUUUAACAAACUGUGCUGGCAAAACUGGACAGCUACAUGGAAAAAAUGGGCUUAGACCUCCACCUGUCACCAUGUACAAAAGUCAGAUCAAAAUGGAUUAAAGACCUCAACAUCAGACCAGAAUCCUUAAGGUACAUUGAAGACAAGGUCGGCAAAACCCUCCACAACAUUGAAGCCAACGGUAUCUUCAAAGCUGACAUGCCACUGGCCAAGCAAGUGAAAACAGAGCUAAAUAAAUGGGACUAUCUCAAACUAAGAAGCUUCUGCACCUCAAAAGAAACAGUGACCAAAAUACAAAGACAAUCUACAGAAUGGGAAAGGGUAUUUACGCAGUACCCAUCCGAUAAAGGGUUGAUAUCAAGGAUAUACAAUGCACUGGUUGAACUCCACAAGAAGAAAACUGCCAACCCAAUCAAGAAAUGGGGUGAUGAAAUGAAUAGAAACUUUCCCAAAGAAGAAAUCCGAAUGGCUGAGAGGCACAUGAGAAAAUGUUCAACAUCACUAAUCAUCAGGGAGAUGCAGAUCAAAACAACGAGAUAUCAUCUCACACCACAUCCCCAAAAAGAAAAGCAACCGGUGUUGGCGUGGAUGUGGGGAGAAAGGGACUCUCCUUCACUGCUGGUGGGAAUGCCGACUGGUUCAGCCCUUUUGGAAAACAGUAUGGACGAUUCUCAAAAAAUUAGAAAUUGAGCUUCCAUUUGACCCAGCAAUACCACUCCUGGGAAUAUAUCCUGGAGAGGCAAAAAGGUAUAGUAGAGAUGACAUCUGCAUUUCUAUGUUCAUUGCAGCACUGUUUACAAUAGCCACAAUCUGGAAAAAAACAGAGUGCCCAAAAACAGAUGACUGGUUAAAGAAACUCUGGUACAUCUACACAAUGGAAUACUAUGUAGCUGUCAGAAGACAUGGUCAUGAAAUUUGCAUAUAAGUGGAUCGACCCGGAGAGUGUCAUGUUGAGUAAAAUGAGUCAGAAAGAGACAGACAGAAAGAUUGCACUCAUAUAUGUAACAUAAAGUAGCUGAGAAGUACAAGCUCGCAAUGAUGCAAUCUCUAGCAGUUAUUUCUCUGGACUUAGUUACUAAAAUACAGAAAUCCAAAAUCAUGCGGCUGUUAGACCCCUAUCUCUUCAUUCUCAGCAAUGGAAAACAAAUGCUUCCUUUUCAGCAGGUCCGACUUUAGGGGGGAGAAACUCCAAAUAAUAAUAGUGAGUUUUUUGUUGUUGUUGAAAUAUUGAAUGUAAUCAAAGUAAAGUGAAAGAAAAGUGAAAUUUAUCAGUUACACGGGGCGGGGGGCAGUAUACUGUGAUUCUUGGUGGUGGAAUAUGUGCACUGGUGAAGGGAUGGGUGUUUGAGCAUUGUAUAACUGGGACUUAAACCUGGAAGUUGUGUAACUUUCCACAUGGUGAUUCAA